This is a messenger RNA of Hyaloperonospora brassicae, 2388 nucleotides long. The record is from the annotation of a GenBank genome assembly. NCBI's taxonomy places the organism in Eukaryota, Oomycota, Peronosporomycetes, Peronosporales, Peronosporaceae.
AUGACGCGUCGCCGCUCUUUGUGCCUAUUGGUAGCAGCGCUGUCGGUCGUGGCCGCGGCAUCGCGCGACCACAUCGCACGUCGGAACGAGCAGCUCAGCGAACAAGAAGGAGAACCAGAGGUCGAACAGGAGACGGAGAAGACAUUGGCGCCGUCGUUGAAGCCGACUGAGUGGGCCAACAGCAGUAGCGGCAGUUUGGGUGACGUGAACGUCACAGCAAACGAGUCGGUCGGCCGCAAUGGGUCGCAAAGCGAAGACCCGAAAGGAUCGAAGCACAAUAGUUUGACCGGUAGUAAGGAGGAGGAGGAGGAAGAGGAAGAGGAGGAGGAAGAGGAGGAGGAAGAGGAGGAAGAGGAGGAGGAGAGUGAGGAAGACGAGUCGGCGUCUCAUGGGGCGUCUGCAUCGGGUUCUCACGCGACAGCUGGAGCCGCUUCUAGCUCGAAAUCCGGUUCAGGGUCCAACUCGACGUCGCGUUCGACAUCGGGGUCAGGGUCCGGUUCAGCGCCGUGUUCGACAUCUGGGUCAGGGUCUCAUUUGGUAGCUCCGUCGGCAUCCAAGUCAGGUUCUCGGUCGGCGGCUCAGUCGGCAUCUGGGUCAGGUUCUCACUCGGCGGCCCGGUCGGGAUCUGAUUCGGGGUCCGGUUCAGCGCCAUGCUCGACAUCUGGGUCAGGGUCUCAUUUGGUAGCUCCGUCGGCAUCCAAGUCAGGUUCUCGGUCGGCGGCUCGGUCGGCAUCUGGAUCAGGCUCUCACUCGGCGGCUCGGUCGGGAUCUGGUUCGGGGUCCGGUUCAGCGCCGUGUUCGGCAUCUGGGUCAGGGUCUCAUUCGGUAGCUCCGUCGGCAUCCAAGUCAGGCUCUCACUCGGCGGCUCAGUCGGCAUCUGGAUCAGGCUCUCACUCGGUGGCUCGGUCGGGAUCUGGUUCGGGGUCCGGUUCAGUGCCGUGUUCGACGUCUGGAUCGGGAUCUGAGUCAUCUUUGGAUGCAGGGUCUUUCUCAGCGUCUGCUUCGGCAUCUGGGGCGUCCGACUUGGUGUCUCUUUCGACAUCAAAGUCGUAUUCUGACGAAGAGGAGGAAGAUGAUGCGGAGCAGACGCAGGAACACAAGACGAACAGUACAAAUGGGAACCUGACUGGCAUUGCUGCACCGUCUGCACAUGGGUCAAAUGACGGCGAAAAAGUCGUUGUUGUGAACGGGUCAGGUUCUGAAUCGUUUGAGAACUCGACAGAAGCUGGUGUCAAAAAGAACGAGUCGACGUCGGGCUCUGUUGGUGUUCCUGUGGAUGCUGCAAGUAGCAAGAAAGAGGAAGAAGAAGAAGAGGAGGAGGAAGAGGAAGAAGAGGAAGUGGAGGAGGGGACCGGUGGUUCCUCCGGUGGGGACCAUGCAAAUGAACACGAAGGUAAAGGAAGCGAGGGUUUGGACGAGGGCGAUGAGAGUGGGGGGUCGGAUCGAAAGCAGGACAAGGGGAACGUGACUGCGCUCAUCGAGGCGGCGGUUAAUGUCACACAGGACACUUACGAGCAUGUGAAAAACGCUACAACAGACGUGUACAACACUACGAAGGGCAUUUUGGAGGGCACGCACUCGUCGUCUGAUUCUGGCUUGAAUGCUGAGUCGGGAGACGCGGACGAAGCAAAUGAAGGUGACGAGCCGCACGCGUCGGACUCUGAUGAGGAUGCGGAUGAGAAGGAAGGUGGGAAGGAUAGGAGCGGUGCAGGUGAUGCACACGAAGGUGCAAAGAACGAAACGAUAGACGUGCACGAACAAGUCCAAAAUGUUACAAGCAACGUCAUGAACGCCACAGCUGACGCUAUCAGCAGCGUCAAGAAUGCAACACAGGACGCGAUCGAAGACGCGAUGAGCGCCGCCGAUGGCAACACGUCGAGCUCUUGCUCGGGAUCGCUGGACAGUGACUCGAUGAGCGGCGCCGAUGGCAACACAUCAAGUUCUUACCCGGGAUCGCUGGACAAUGACUCGAUGAGCGGCGCCGAUGGCAACACAUCAAGCUCUUGCUCGGGCUCGCUGGAUGAUGACGCGACGAGCGUAAAGCAAGAGCAGUUGAGCGACGAGAGCGUCGCUCUUGCCAGCGAUCCUGCGAGCCAGGCCAAUGCCGAGACGUCUACCUACUUCACCGAGAUUGGCGCAGGCGUCGGCGUGUUUGUGGGUAUCAUUGCCAUGGCGUUCGCGUUCGUAGCUCGCUCUACUCGGAACCGCGACACAGUCAGUGCAGCAAGCGAAGAUGAGGCUUCUGUGGCCAUGGCGUCCGAAACAAGUGCUGACGAAGAUGCGUCAGAGGACGAAGAUGCGCGUACGGAGGAAGGUGUGCUCGUGAAGGCGGAUGGGACAGAAGAGGACGAUGGCGAGGAGGAAGGCAAGUUUGAAGGAUCCGUGUGA